Paralichthys olivaceus (Japanese flounder) is the source of this 4697-nucleotide messenger RNA. Its product is annotated as sodium/potassium/calcium exchanger 3-like. Gene Ontology annotation, cellular component: plasma membrane. Gene Ontology annotation, biological process: intracellular calcium ion homeostasis; calcium ion transmembrane transport. The record is from RefSeq and is a predicted model, not a curated record. Gene Ontology annotation, molecular function: calcium channel activity; calcium, potassium:sodium antiporter activity. NCBI's taxonomy places the organism in Eukaryota, Metazoa, Chordata, Actinopteri, Pleuronectiformes, Paralichthyidae.
UCGGGGCUGGAUCUCACCGUGUUGCCCACCGUGUUCACAGAUCAGCCCUCACAUCACCCCAGCAACUUUUCCUCGUCUUCUUAAAACGCCCCCUCCCCUCCUCCCUUCAGACCCCUCCCCUGUACUUUGCUCCUCCGCUCCUGGGAGAGGAGUCACUUCUCUGGGAAUCACAGGAGGCUGCGUCCUCUCCCUCUCUCUCUCUCUGGGGAUCCGCAUGGAUGUGGCAGCGGUAGAGGGGAUGUCUCUGCCUGGUAUCCGACAACGGAAUCGGCCGCCGCAAGUGAUGCCGACCCAGAGGAAGGUCCGGGCGAGGCGGAAAAGGCGAAAGGAGUUGGUGUGGAUCCAGAUCUGCUUGUUCGGAGGCUUGCUGCUGCUCGUCAAGGGCUGUUCCUUCUUAGCGGAUCAUUCAGGUUUUGACAUGUCGAGCCAGAGCAGCGAGGACCAGGAGAGAUGGGGAGGAAGGAGGCUACUGCAGGAGAUGGACAACAGCAGCCUGGAGGAAAUAGAGAGUGAAGAAUCUAAGAACUGCACAGCUCCAGCUCUGCACGAGUUCCCAACAGACCUGUUCACAAACAAGGAGCGAACAGAAGGAGCCGUGGCCCUGCAUGUCCUGUGUACCAUUUACAUGUUCUGUGCCCUAGCUCUGGUGUGUGAUGACUACUUCGUCCCCUCCAUGGAGAAGAUAUGUGAGCGUCUCAAUCUCAGCGAGGACGUAGCAGGCGCCACCUUCAUGGCCGCUGGCAGCUCAGCUCCUGAGCUCUUCACGUCAAUCAUAGGGGUUUUCAUCACCAAAGGCGAUGUCGGCGUGGGGACCAUUGUGGGCUCAGCUGUCUUCAACAUCCUCUGCAUCAUUGGCGUGUGUGGCUUCUUCGCUGGCCAGGCCGUGAAGCUCUCUCACUGGGCUCUGCUCCGAGAUUCCAUUUAUUACACGUUUUCUAUCAUGGCCCUCAUCGCGUUCAUUUACGAUGAGAAGGUCUGCUGGUGGGAGUCUCUUGUCCUGGUUCUCAUGUAUGUAGUCUACAUCCUCAUCAUGAAGUUUAACGGCCGAGCGCACCGUUACUUUGACCGUCGAAAGAAGAGCUCUGUGAGUCUGGCCAAUGGGUUGACAGGAAGCUCCGAUCUGGAGGACAAUGUCACGUGUGAUGCUACUGCAGUCCUGCUCAAGAAAGCUAACUUCCACUGUAAGCCAUCAGUGCUGAUGGUGGAUGAGCUGCUGUCUGCAUACCCCCACCAGCUGUCCUUCUCUGAGGCCGGCAUGAGGAUCAUGAUCACCAAUCAUUUCUCCCCCAGGACCCGUCUCACCAUGGCCUCCCGCAUGCUCAUCAAUGAGAGACAAAGACUGAUCAACACUUCAGAGACUCGAGUCAACCGCAUCACCAAUGGCGACUCAGACUCAGCGGCCAGGAGUCAGGGGAGGCGGGGCUUAGAGAAUGGCAUGGGCGGGACCGAGCAAGGUCUGAAUGGGAGAUGCAGACUUCAGCGGCUGGAGUCUGGUAAUGAGACGGAGAAUGAAACUGAGGAUAAUGAGAACAAUGAGAACGAUGAGGAGAGAGAGGGAGAAGAUGAUAACGGAGGCCCCCUGGUGCCGUUCAAAAUUCCAGCUGGGGCGUGCAAUAAACUGAAGUGGUUGACCAUGUGGCCGCUGUCCCUGCUCCUGUUCCUCACUGUGCCCAACUGUGCCAAGCGCCGCUGGGAGAGAUGGUUCAUGGUGUCCUUCUUCACCGCCACCAUCUGGAUCGCUGGCCUCUCAUACAUCAUGGUCUGGAUGGUGACUGUGAUCGGCUUCACACUUGGUAUACCUGAUGUCAUCAUGGGCAUCACCUUCCUGGCAGCAGGCACCAGCGUCCCUGACUGCAUGGCUAGCGUCAUAGUGGCACGGCAAGGUCUGGGAGACAUGGCCAUCUCCAACUCCAUAGGCAGUAAUGUGUUUGACAUCCUGGUGGGUCUGGGCCUGCCCUGGGCGCUGCAAACACUCUGCAUCGACUACGGCUCCAUCAUCCAUCUUAGCAGCAGAGGUCUCAUAUUUUCGGUUGGACUCUUGCUUGCCUCAGUAUUCUUCACAGUUCUCGGUGUCCAUUUAAACAAAUGGACUCUGGACUGGCGACUGGGCUUGGUCUGCCUCGUCAUGUACGCCAUCUUCCUGUGCUUCUCGAUCCUCAUCGAGUUCAACGUCUUCAUCUUCGUCAACCUCCCAACGUGCCGAGACAUCCACUGACCUCCCUCCUCCUCCUCUUCUUCGUCUACUUCUUCAUCUGACUGAUGGAGGAAGUCUCACCUGGCUUCCAGUUUUUUGGCACCUUGGAACCAAGUCCUACUAUUUAUUUUUUCAAAUAGAGAAAUAGAGAUAUAUAUGAUUUAUCUUUGGUGCAAUACACACAAGAGAGAGGACACAGGAGGUUUUGAAUUUUUGGGGACUGGAGAGGUGGCGUGGAGAGAAAGUCCCAGCAGCUGUGUUUGCUGCCAAUUGUCUAAUGAACCGAAAGGUCGGCGGGAAAGAACGUAACUGUAUUAACACCGACAGUUAGGCUACUGUUGGUGAAGAAGCUGCUACUGUAACUGACUGACUGGAGGAAAGAGAGAAAUCCUGCGCGUACAGCGACUUUUAGCUGGGUUGUUUGUUACUCUUUGUACAAGAUUGGAUAUAAGCACACAAUUAAGGUAUUUUUAAGUAAAAACUGGCUUUCUCUGUAUAUAUUUGAGGAUUAUAUAAGUACUAAUAUGAGCUGAUAUACAGGACUCUUUUAUGCACAUCUGGAUCAGUCUUGCAACAUUGUAUGCUUUACUGUAGUGGUCUGGUCUGCCAGUAACACACUCACCACGCUCAGCACCAGCCAGCGUAGCAUGCUGUAAUAGCCACGAGUCAAGUCUAGCUUUGCACUGUCAGAGAGAAUCUCGAUAUUUAACAAUAUUCACAUAGAGUCUAUUCUUGUUUGUUUCUCUACAGGCAUAUCCAAGUAGAUGUGGGCUUUGUUGUUCUUUAAUAAACCCACAUGAGUAAGGGAUCUCCCUGGGUAUGACAUCCAGCACUGUCACUUUAUGGAUUAGAAAUAAUCUUCUAUCUUUGCAAGGCGUCUACAGGUACUCUAACAUGUAACUACUGAAGUUAAAGCUCCCUCUAGACAGUAGACCUCUUGUGCUGUAUUAAAGAGUUAGUUUUAAAUCUCUGAGUUGAAUCUAACGUUACUUCUUAAAGCCAAAAGUAUUUUUAGAACAGGAGGAGUCGAGUAGAUUCGGACUUAAGACUCAACUUUAGUCCACUGUGUGUGUGUGUGUGUGUGUGUGUGUGUUUGUGUGCUUGUCAUAGCUUAAUUUCUGAUCGGUCCCGCUUAAGAUCAGGGGUAAGGUGUUAAUUGAGGUUAGGUUAAGGGUUUAAAGGUUAGUGUUAGGCUGUCCACAAUGAAUGGAAGUCAGUGUAAUGUCCAGCUGUGCAAAGUCUGUGUGUGUGUGUGUGUGCUUGCGUGUGAAUGCGUAUGUGUGUGUCACAAUCUGGAGGGGAACCAAGGAAACCACUGUUACUGGGAAGACAUAAUCAUGAUUUAUUUAUGAAUUAAUUUAUUCAAAGAUCAUGUCUAACCUCCAGUUUCAGCCCUUUGGGUAAUGUACAGUGUGUUAAAUGGAGCGCUCUCCACUCUUUGUUGAUGGAGCUGUACAAUGUACUGUACCUAAUAUAUGAUUCAAGUACUGGAAUCUGACUUGAUGUUGUUUAUAUUUAAGAUCUUAGAACUUUAUAAUUUAUAAGUUUUGUAUAGUUUGGAAAGAUGUGGCCACAUUUGUAUAUUGGUGCAAACACAGUGGUAUUGGAAGAUGACACACAGCCUGGUUGAGUUCUCAUGGAGAGAAAAUCUUUAUCACUGGUCCUAACAUGAGCAGGAGCUUGACCCCUGUGCAUGUUAAAUAAGUGAUGUCAAAGAUUCACUUUCAGGUAAAAAAGGAUGUAAAUGGCACAUGAAGCUUUGACCUUUCACCUCUCUUACACAGGGCUUGAACUCUUGUGCCAUCUUUUGUAUUUGAGGCUUCAAACCCCACGCCUGUGGCCAUUCUCCUGCUUGUAUUUGAGCCAAAAAAGAACCACCUUUGUCAACAGUAUUGCCACUCUGUUUCAGCAUGUGUUCAAAAAAAUGUGGAAGUUGCGUAUUUUUUCUUUCAUCUUAAUUUUAACUUGAAAGAUUCCCUUGUUAAUAGAAUUGCUUAUUAAUUAAAAGCCUCCUCUGUAGGUGUUGAGGCACCUCCUGCGGCCACAAGAUAGCGCUGCAGAGCUGUGCUACACCCUCAGAGUUGGCUGUUAUUUUACACAAACAGUGGAUUGGAUGUAAUUUCAGGUAGGCUUCAUAGGGAUAAAUACUGGAAGGUUUGCAUGCCUUGUUCAGAAUUCUGUUUAUUUUGUGUGUAAUUUUAAUGCGUCUCCCAGAUCAAAAAGACACUGUCUUUAUUAUGCUGUACAUAUCAGAGGGAUAUGCUAUCAUAAACACAGAUGUUUAAAUAACUGAGCAGUUAUAUUUGAGAUAUAUACAGUAUUUAGAAUGUAGGCCUACAACCAUUAGUUCAGCUAAUUCAUGUCGUUUUAUGCUCAUGUCUUUUGAAUUGUUUGUAAAUCCUCUUUUUUGUUGAUGAGGACCUCUGGACUCGGAGCUCAGAGCCAGAGAGAGACACAGAUGUCUGCCUUGUUCCCAGUGGUCUUCUUGCAAUAAACUGAUUUA